Molecule: messenger RNA, 543 nt
Organism: Magnolia sinica
Lineage: Eukaryota; Viridiplantae; Streptophyta; Magnoliopsida; Magnoliales; Magnoliaceae
Exons: 4
Coding region: 28-360 (110 amino acids)
Biological process (GO): ribosomal large subunit export from nucleus; ribosomal large subunit biogenesis
Cellular component (GO): nucleolus
Source: RefSeq, a predicted model, not a curated record
CACGCUCUUCAGAAUAUCUUAUUUGCAAUGCUGCAGGAAGAGGAUGAAUUGAGAGCGAAAAGGUCUUUUAUUAUACUGUGUGAUCUUCACCGCCGAAGGGUUUGGUUUGAUGAUAGGACAACUAAUGCGAUUUGCAUAGCGUGCUUUCAUACGUCUUCCAGGAUUAUGGUUGCUGUUAUAUCUCUCCUACUUGGUUACGAGCGGAUGGAAGAAGCCGAGGAUAGUGAAGGCUCGAGUAGUGAAGAUGAAACUACCAUGCAAAAACCUCAAGUUGUUUUGAGUCAUGAGACUGUCUGUAAGAUGGACUUGAUUUGGGAGGAACUUGGUCAAAAAAUAAAGGAACUUCUAGAGAUUGGAUAGUCAGGAGUUGUUGCUUCUAUCUUAGCUGCCUGUGAAUGGCUUCAUACACAUGGACACGAGGUUUUCACCCCAUCUCUAUGUUUGUGCGUGCACUUGUGCAUGUGUUGAUAAUUUAAUGCAUCACAGAUUUUAACUCUGUACAUUUGAUGGAAGCUAUGUUUUUGAGGUUGCAGGAGUAAGUAA